This is a messenger RNA of Colletotrichum phormii, 1185 nucleotides long. RefSeq names its product Spo11/DNA topoisomerase VI subunit A. The record is from RefSeq and is a predicted model, not a curated record. Gene Ontology annotation, cellular component: nuclear chromosome. The coding region runs from base 1 to 1185 and encodes 394 amino acids. Gene Ontology annotation, biological process: reciprocal meiotic recombination; meiotic DNA double-strand break processing; meiotic DNA double-strand break formation. Gene Ontology annotation, molecular function: DNA topoisomerase type II (double strand cut, ATP-hydrolyzing) activity; DNA binding; ATP binding. NCBI's taxonomy places the organism in Eukaryota, Fungi, Ascomycota, Sordariomycetes, Glomerellales, Glomerellaceae. The transcript has 7 exons.
AUGGACUUUGCUACAUCCCCAUUGCUCAACGGCCACCAAGAGGGUCGACUAACGGCACAGCUAUCUAAUCCGAGUCAACCAAGCACCGUCGUGACCAUCCCCGAUUCGGACCCUAAUCAUAAUGCCACCGGGCUCGCCAUAGUGAAGUUGGAAGACAUACUAAUAGCUUCUCGAGAAUCACUGCUGCAGAAUCGAGAAAUAGUUAUUCCCUUCAGGACCCGACCUUCCGCAAGCCGAUCCGCCAACAGCUGUGUGCCGUUUAGGACAACUCGAUCAGCAGUUCGUUUCCCUGGCCGGACAGUUGAGGAAGCCACCAAGUUCACCCGGAUUAUGCGCAUCAUGCAACUCUCGCUAAGUGCCCUGACGGAAGGCCGGCUGAUCACCAAGAGAAACAUCUACUACCAGGACACCGAUCUUUUCAAAAGACAGUCCACCGUCGACAACCUCGUUGAUGACCUUGCCUACACUCUUGGCCUUGGGAGAGAAGAUCUCGGUAUAGUUGCCGCAAGUAAAGGCCUUGUAUCAGGGCCUAUCAUUCUGCGUUCUGGAACUCUUUCGGAGGUUGACGCCUCAUCGAGCGGGGAUGGGAUCCUCAUACCGUCGGUGAGGAGUGUAUCCGAGAUUGACUUCGGUCCUACGCAAUGGAUCUUGGAGACCUCUGCUUUGGGCAUGGGCAUUCUGGUCACUGGCAAAGGUUACCCGGAUUUGAACACUAAGCAGUUCGUGCAUCUUCUUCACACGGCCAAGCCCGAGCUUCCGGUCUUCGCUCUGGUCGACUUCGACUGCUAUGGUAUCGCUAUCAUGCGCUGCUAUAGUCACGGCACCCGAGGCCAUGCACAUGAAAAAUCAACGACCGUGCCCAGCAUGCAGUGGCUCGGCAUCAAAAGCGACGAUCUCCCUUUCCAUCAGAAUGCAAACCCUAGCCCCGGGUCUGCUGAUGGCGGCGGCGGCCAGAGGCGGUCGGGUGAGAGCACGUUCGAGUCCUCGAGUUCUCUCACACUACGGGACAGAACUCGAGCGAUCAAUAUGGUCAGAGAAGUGAGUGAGGAUGGCACAGAUAUUGAUCGAGAUUGCCGACGAGAGCUACAGGUGAUGCUGUUCCUCGGCAUCAAGGCAGAGAUCCAAGCUGUGGACAACACAGGAGACAUGUCGCGAUGGCUCGAUGGGCACAUGAGAAGCGCAUGA